UCCCCGAGAGCCAGGACCGCCCGAGAACAAUGAGACACGAAGCUCCGGUGCAGGUGGCCGCUGCGCAGGAUGCCAGGGGCGGCCGGAAAGACGCCUCGGACCAGAACUUCGACUACAUGUUCAAGCUGCUCAUCAUCGGCAACAGCAGCGUGGGCAAGACGUCCUUCCUGUUCCGCUACGCCGACGACUCCUUCACGUCUGCAUUCGUCAGCACCGUGGGCAUCGACUUCAAGGUGAAAACCGUGUUCAAACACGAGAAGAGAAUCAAGCUUCAGAUUUGGGACACGGCAGGCCAGGAAAGGUACCGGACCAUCACCACAGCCUACUACCGCGGGGCCAUGGGCUUCAUCCUGAUGUACGACAUCACGAACGAGGAGUCCUUCAGCGCUGUCCAGGACUGGUCAACUCAGAUCAAAACAUACUCUUGGGAUGAGGCCCAGGUGAUCCUGGUCGGCAACAAGUGUGACAUGGAAGAGGAGCGGGUCAUCUCCACGGAGCGGGGCCGGCGCCUGGGGGAGCAGCUGGGGUUUGAGUUUUUUGAAACAAGUGCCAAGGAUAACAUCAACGUCAAGCAGACCUUUGAGCGCCUGGUGGACAUCAUCUGCGACAAAAUGUCAGAGAGUCUGGAGACCAAUGAGGCUGCCAUGGCCACGAAGCAGAACACAAGGCUCAAGGAAACCCCUCCCCCACCGCAGCCCAGCUGUGGCUGUUAACUCCUCCCACAAGGGCGGGGGGCCUUGGUGAUAAGAGGUGGAUCAGCCCUCAUUUAACUGCCUGGGAGCCACUGGAGGGAAGUGGCUGAUGUCAGUGGGUGUUGCCCGCAUCACAUUCUGGGGAGUCCUUGGGUUGCUAUGUGGCGAACACAUGAUCUUGAAUUCAUAAGGACUCUCCAUCCACAAAUAUCUGGUCCUUGCAUGUGACUUGUUAUUUGUCUUCUAGGGUCUUUCUGUUUCAGAUUUCUGCGCAGAUUAAGCUACUGCUGGGAUUCAGAUUGUAAUUCACUACUGCUGACUUUUGUGCCAUGGGUUUGAAUCACGCUGGUCACCGGUGGGGAUGAUAGCCAAGGAACUGCUUGUGUGAUGAGGGAAGCUGGAGAUCUCAGGAGACCUUAUUUGCUUUACUCUUAACUGAAAAUCCAGAGGGCCCUGGCGCUUUGGCUUAGCAGUUGGAGAGUUGG
This is a messenger RNA of Molossus molossus (Pallas's mastiff bat), 1177 nucleotides long. It is a transcript of the gene RAB3C, whose product is annotated as RAB3C, member RAS oncogene family. Gene Ontology annotation, biological process: protein localization to plasma membrane; protein secretion; regulation of exocytosis. Bases 30 to 713 code for a protein of 227 amino acids. The record is from RefSeq and is a predicted model, not a curated record. NCBI's taxonomy places the organism in Eukaryota, Metazoa, Chordata, Mammalia, Chiroptera, Molossidae. Gene Ontology annotation, molecular function: GTP binding; GTPase activity. The transcript is spliced from 5 exons. Gene Ontology annotation, cellular component: synaptic vesicle; plasma membrane; endosome.